Tricharina praecox is the source of this 1774-nucleotide messenger RNA. RefSeq names its product interferon-inducible GTPase-domain-containing protein. The record is from RefSeq and is a predicted model, not a curated record. Gene Ontology annotation, molecular function: GTP binding. NCBI's taxonomy places the organism in Eukaryota, Fungi, Ascomycota, Pezizomycetes, Pezizales, Pyronemataceae. Bases 211 to 1512 code for a protein of 433 amino acids. Gene Ontology annotation, cellular component: membrane. The transcript has 3 exons.
CCGGUGGCCCAGUGGCAGGCGGGACGCCACCUGGUGUAUGAUACAUCGUCACCGAGCCCCCCGCUUCACCGUACAACUAUACUCAGCACUGUCGUCGACACCCUUAUCAAGCAAUCAAACAUCCUCUUAUCUCCGACUCUAAACGCUCGUUCGCAUUCCGCUUCUACCACAGCCUAUUAUCGCUGCCAGGCUUCCUGAUCCAUCGCGACAAUGGGCAACUCAGCGUCCGCUGUGGCGGACACCGCGCAGCGCGUUCGUACUGCCGUGGCUAUACUAGCAAAACUGCCUCUGCCGGCGGCGACUCGCAUUCCAAUAAUCGCGGGGAUAUGUGCAGGCGCGGUUCUGGUGACCGUCGUCGAAGUCUUUCGGAAACCACCCAAGCCGGAAAAUCCUACUGUGGAGGCCAUCCAGGCCUACCUCGCGGGUGAGGAAAUGCGACUUCUCGUAUCGGAGGAUGAACUAUGGCCUGAAAAAGAGAGUGGACACAAAGGUAAUGGUGGGCGCUCUGGGAAAGGUCAAAGGAUGAAGGGCAAAAACAAACGCACGAUACAAGAGGAAUGUGAUGAGAUCCUGGAACACAUCCGGGUGCAGGAGGAAGCGGCUGAGUCGCAACGCAAAGCGGACGAAGUGAGACAGGAACUCGAAGAGACCAGGCACAACCUCAAGAACGGAAUUCAACCGGUGGUCUGGCCGACGAAGCAGGAAUUCGAAGCUGCUAAGGUCAGAGUCGAGUACCAAAGAGACCUCUUACACUUCGCCAUCAGCGGCCCAUCCGGCUCGGGGAAGAGCUCUCUCAUCAACGCAUUUCGAGGGCUGAAGACCAAAAGUCAGGAAGCUGCGCCAGUGGGAGCUGUUGAAACGACAACCACCAUCACUCGAUACCCGGAUGCGCGCCAGGAGACGGAGUAUCGGCGGUUCGUGUGGUACGAUGUUCCGGGUGCCGGCACCAUCAAUAUACCAAGUUGGCAGUAUUUCAACCAACAAGGACUGUUCAUAUUCGACUUCAUAAUCCUGGUGUACGAUGCUCGUUUCACCGAGAUCGAUGCCGAUAUUCUCGAGAAUUGCCACAGGUUCGACAUUCCCGUGUUCAUUGUCCGCUCCAAGGCCGAUCAGCAUAUCGCCAACAUGAUGAUCGAAGACGACGACCUUACCUACACGGAGGCACGCGAUAGAUACAUCGCGGAUACCCGACAGAACCUCGAAUCCAACCUCAAGAAGCGCAACCUCUACGACGAAAACACUCGCUGCUACAUAGUCUCAAGCACAUGUUUGUAUGAUCAGACAAAGAGCACGGAGACAACAAACAACGUCCCGCCGGCCCGAAAGAGAAGCAAGGAAGUGUACAUAGAUGAGGAGCAAUUGCUCGCCGAUCUCCUCAAGACGGGGAUUCAACGGCGAUAUAGCGAGUCCGCGCACAUCACUAUUAGAUCAUCCGCCACUACAAUGGAAGAAAUCGCUUCCUCCGUGCCGGAGGUUAUGCACGGCGGGUCUUCACCUUCUACUGCAACGUGAUGCGAUGGUUAUGGUUUUAUCGAGCUGCCGUAUCUGGGAUAUUCAUGACUUCUCAACUACUUAUGAUGUCUUUUUCUUUUCCUCUUAUUUUCAUGGUGUUCCUGGGUAGGAUAGCAGGCCGGUUUAUGCCCGACAUGGCACCCUCAACACUUCCGGCCAGCCGCAGUGGGCAGGAGAAGAGUGCGACGGUUCGCCAUUGUCUAGAUAGGCUGCAUGCAAAAUAAAUUGAAGAUCUCUCUCUAUCUCUCUCUCUCUCUUGCCC